Molecule: messenger RNA, 6758 nt
Organism: Pocillopora meandrina
Lineage: Eukaryota; Metazoa; Cnidaria; Anthozoa; Scleractinia; Pocilloporidae
Source: the annotation of a GenBank genome assembly
GGUAAUCGAGAUACAAUUUGCCGAAAGGAUCCUCAAAUGAACCGCAUAGAUCAAGGUAAGCUCUUUCUUGUUCCAACUUCUUACCAAACUUAAUGUACGACACCGUGUGUUUAAAGUCUUUGAAUUAGGCGAAAAGUCCGAUAACUGUGGUGGAUGUGAACAUAAAUUCGAGAAAGACUGAAAAAUUUCUAAAUCCCACUCAACUCUUUUAGUGAAUCGAAUAAACAGAGUUUCCCGCGGUUUAGUUUGAGGUUAAAUCAACAGUAUGAAACGAUAAGCGGUUAUUCUCACGAACCUGUUGUUAAAAGAGUUAGCACUCCGUGAUGCUCUAACAGAGCAUCGAUUGAUUUAAAGAAAAUGAAGUCUUUUUAAACUAUGAUUGUAAAGAACAGGAAUAGGAAGUCUGUAUCCUGAGGUUCGACUUCUCAAAAGGAAGCCUGUGCGUCAUGACUAUGUAUGAACUUAAAGACAUCAUUGACAUGAAGUAACAGAUUUGCAACUCCUAAUUUAUACAAAAAAGUUGCAGAAUCUGAUCAACAUAUCAAACAAAUCACGCACGCCUUAUAUAAUGAUACUACAUGAAUUACAGACGCAAAAAACAAAUUAUCUAAAAACAUUGUAGGAACUACAGAAACUGCUAGACAUACGCCACAAAAAAAAAAAGAAAAAAAAACAAAAAAAAUCAUAGGAAUUACGUAAGAAUAACCAUAGGAAUUACGUAAGUACAACCAGGAGGCCCCACGUGUCAAAGUAGACGAUUGCGUUCAACGUGGGCUUAAAUCAAUUUUUUCCCGAAAGCGGUUAUGCCCGGAAGAGGGGCAGCUGAGGGGAUGCUCCCACAAAUUAAAUAUUUGAAAUCUAGUAAGUUCAGUACUCUGGUCAUCGCAGAGUGUUGUUUAUAAUACUUUUUUUGACACCUUUGUAAUUUGCGUAAUUCUUAAGGAAUCAAAAUACGUGUACUGCGUUUGCGGAUAUACGCAGGCGUUUCGAAAAUCAAUGGCUUGCGGGGAGACUCUCCUUUAAACACCCUACUGCCAGUUCGUAACUACUUCGUGCGGAAGCCCACGUGAACUCAAACAGAAGAGCCUGUUCGCUCGCUAAAAAGACGGCGUUAAGACGUCCUAUACGCGGUAGUAGACCGCUGGUAACGGGCUCUUAAUGAAACCUCUGUUUUAAUCGUUGUUUCCGAGAACGUGUCGGACAGUUCCAAAAAAAGUAUCGUAAAUAUGGAAACAAACAGUCAAAUUUUUAUUCAAUCCUCUCAAAUGUAAUUAUACAACCACUUAAAUUCGUUAGACCUCACGGUAAAAUGGUGCGAUUUAUGCGACAAAAAAUCAAAACGUCUUCUAACUUUGUAGUCGAAAAUAGAUUGGUUAUAGAAAGUAAGGGAAAAAAUAAGAAGAAAGGAGCAGACAAGUUUAAAAAAAGAGUUAGUCUUUACAAAACAGAUCAAUUAAUGCUAAUUAGAGAAUAUUGAGAAUUAACUUGAAAUUUUUUAUUUUGUUUCGACUAAAAUUGCAAUGUUUUCUUCACUAAUUCAUAGUUUAUAAAUCGACGGGAAAGAAAUGACUUGAAAAGUAAUGCAUGACUUUGAAGGGAUAUUAAAUGUACAGUUUCUCAGGCCCUGAGGACAUGGGUGUUGUCGUUUUUGACGCACACCUAGACGAUAACAACAAUUGACGUCUUUGAAAAUUACUCGAGCAAAACUCUCUUACAUCUGGGCUAGAUUGAGCGGUACCUUAACCUAAUCACAAGCCUAACGAACGGAUAGAAUACAAGACUCUCACCGAAAUCUACACUGUACACAUCGAUCCACCACACAGACUUUUGGAUAUUCAGGUUGGCCUCCAUCAAUACAAAUGGUAAACAAAAUGAUUUAACAGUAAAGAAGAAUACAGCUAUUGUGUUUAAAUCAUAAUUCAAGUCCUGCUCUUUUAGAGGUCGAUAAAUAUGGGGCUGGUGACGCUUUUGAGUGACGAAACACGCUCAUCGUACAAUUCAAAGCACCGUUUGGAUUUAUCUUAAUCUUAUGGUCAAACAAACCAGCUCUAAUUAUAGACAAUUUUUUGCUCAUCUUUCUCGUAAUCAGUUUUGAGUAUCGAGCUUAAAACCCGUAAGUGGAACUGAGCGAUCUAUUCAGCUACGAAUCGGCUAUUGUUCUUUUUCCUGAUCUCCUCCCUUAUCUUACGAAGACAAAUUUUGUGCACCUUGAGAGUCAAUUGUCAAUUUCAAGCUCGUAAAGCUCAAAUGACGUUAGUCCCUAAGGCGAUUCAAUGAAUUAAAACGAUCAACAAAGGAUGCAUAUUCAACGUAAACUUGGUGUCAGGCUUGAACUCAUGCGAUUCCAGGUGCAUUGGAGACAUUGAUAUUAUGCAAGCCUUUCAGAUACUUUAUCAAACCAAAGAUUGCCCAAACAGCGAAACAUUUGGUCUUGUCAUUGAAAAUCACUUUCGCCUCUUAGUCAUUCCUUGCUCCGCUCGGCUCAAACGUCAUAAGUGGCGGGUCAAGUGUUUUGUGAGACAUUUCCUGUUUGAUUUGACCAGUCUGUAUUUUAAGCAACAAAUCAUGACAACUCGCCUUCGUCAUUCCUUUAUAUUCAAAACAAUCGACCCACUUGUGCGUCAUAUCAUCAGACCUUAGAAUUCCUGUCUAAUUUCAACCUUUCUGUUCAAGGUAUAUUAACUGAAAAACCAGAAGUUUUUCAAAGGGUUAACUUAAUCUCCCAAUGUUGUAAUCACACUUCUGCAUAAACCCUCUGGAGGCGAUUUGAGGUAUGGAUGAAGCAGAUAAUUUUAGAAUACUGAUUAGACGAUUCAAUUGCACGCUUUUCAAAGACAUGUAUAUUUUCACCUACAAACUGAAGGAUAUACGAAAUUUCGACAACUGACUGCUUUUAUAAGCAAGCGUAAUUCCUGCACAGAACAAAAAUCCCUGAGGACAAAUUCAUAAAACAAAAUUUGAUUAAGAAACAAGACUGCUAAAAAGCGGUCCUUUAGGUGGUCAUUCUUGAGAAGGCCUGUAAAAGUGCCUUCUAAAUUAGUACGAGGAGCAUUCAUAAAGUUUACAGUACGGAAUUUAUCAUGUAUCAGGGAAAGCUAGAUCAGCCGAGAACCGAUUGACUGAAACGAUUCAACGGUUUAAAAAGAAUAUUAUGUGUUCAACUGGAAAGACAAGUGAUUGAGGUGUUUCCGAGAUGGAAAGUAAAAUUACUUAACCCACGCAGAUUGACGGUUGCGGUAAGGUUUUAACCAUGUUCAAAAGAUAGAGGUAGAUUUUUGUCAUAAAACAUUGAUGAAAAAUUAGGUUAGUUUUUAGUUUUUAAUUCUGAUGUAUCCCUUAAAAACCAUCUACAAAAAGAAAUAGCGAUUUAUUCUGCCUGAUCUGCCAGUGGAGCCUCCCACUGCACUGUACGUUUUUUUAACGUCAAUUUUUAAGUAAAUCUAGUGUAAUUCAUUUUAUAAAAUGUGGAUGAAAUUCAUGUCGAAAAACAUUGAAAUGAAAUUUUUGUCAGUUCUACUUUUGUUUCAUCGUUUUUAAAAUAGAAUUUAUUGUUGGAACAAAGUCCGAAGCCAAGUGAUUCAUUCAUCAUUGAUUCGUCAUUCACAAAAAUUGCAAUAAGAAAUCGUUAAGCCAGCCAAACGCCAACGAAACGAAGUAAAAAAUCCGAUAAUAAUUCUAGAGGAGAAUCAACAAUACGCAGUAUGAGUCAUUUCUCAAUCGGUGCGAAACUUUGAAUGCAUCGGUCAUUCACUUCUAAUGACAACUCAGCCAAGGUACACUGAGAAUUUCAGCAACAAUACAUUUAGUCCAAUAACCUAGUGACAGUCUUUUCUGACAGAUUAUAGUUACAAAUGAACCCGAAAAUCAGUUAACAAAUUAACAGAUGUGUCAAGUAAGAAAACUAUACUAGUACUUCUGUGUUUUAAUUUAUUGAAGAACCGGGGCUAGGUAUUUUGUCCGACUUUGAUAAUAUGGGUGAUUAUUCAAGCAGAGAAAGAAACUGUUUAAGCUGUAAUGCACAUCAAUAAGAAAAUAAAUUUUAUCGAGAGCCGUCUGACUCCAGAGCUUUAUGUUUACGAGAGAAGCUGAGGUUUUAUCGUUUACAAGAAAAAUGGCUGGCGAAGAGCGAGACAAAACUGUUUUUUGCGUCAUUUUACCGUCUCAUGCAUAUGUCGAACAAUCUCGAAAUUUUUCAGUCACGAGGACAAAUAUCUAAUAUUCUAUUUAAUGAAAAUUACGAAAUUACACAAUGUAUAAUUCGAAGAAGAAAAUUAUUGUAUCGUUGAGAACAAGUUCGUAUUCAGCCUCUCCAGUUACACUUGCACAUAUAAUUUCGAAGACUUUCUGUCUGCAACUAAUUUUAGUCCCCCUAUCAAUAUUAUUACAUGUUGCAUAAGUACUUAAAGAUACAGGUAAAUCGAGCUUAAUAAAGCAUUGUUUGCAUGAGUACAAGAUUUUUUUUCCAGAAGUACUCGCUAUACGGUCAGCCAGAGAUUUCUGGUGCAACAUACAUGAUACAAUGUUUUAUCAUUCACGCUGCCUCUAGUAUUGCUGUAAGCGACUAAUUCUAUCUGUUUAUGAUACAAAUUAAUUCCUACCUGUUCAGAGAAAAACCCGUUUUCUUUUCGAUAUCACGCUUAUUGUUGAAAGUAACAUCAAAUGAACAAAUUAAGAGCCAUACAAAUGCAGCAUUUAAAUGAACAUAAUCACACCUAGCGUUACCUAGACUCGAGCAUUUCUCAUGGCGCUUUCCUGAGUUUUGAAAAUUCAUAUUGGGAAAGUUGAGACAAUUUCAACAUCUAUCUCGGUGUAUCUCUUUACCCUUUGGAAUAACUUCUCUCAAACACAUACCCCUAAUUUUUAACUGCUUUCAUGCACAAAGCCACCAGUUAAAGGUCGGUUAACAAGAUGGAGAGCAAACGAAAUGAUCUGGGACAGGAACAUUGGUCCAGCCGCGUCUCAUUUAGGCGCCAAAGUCUGAAUGAUCCCCAUUCAGCCAAUUAAAUUUUAUCAUUUGUGGAAGCAGUUCAGAUGCCGGGAUUAUUACAAUUUGCAAGGGUGGGGUGGGAUUGAGUAAGACAUUAUAAGUGGUUAGUUUUGAUCGGUGGGUAGUUAAAUGUAAAGCUCGUUUUAAACCUUAAAUAUCUAUUGGUGUAAGAUAUGUUUUUAUGGAAUAUUUCCUCACCACCUUCUCUCACUUAGUUUACAGCCACAUUUGCGUUCCUUUGAUCUUAACCUGGUCAGUUCUUAGUUGUCCCUGUGGGUUACUUUGUCUAAUACUGCUGUAUUAUUGAUUCCUUCCAGAGAAGUCUAUGAAAACAAUCACCUAUGGCUAACGUGGAGCCUCGGGGCGUCAAGACUGGAGAAAGAGCAGUUGCUGUCGAGCCCAUCCCAGACUGGGGCCCUGCUCUGCGAACCUGGAAAUGGGCCUGGGACUUGCAUUGGAUUGGGUUUGGUUCCCUUUUCACUCUGUUCGCUGUAUACUCUUUUAUCACGUUCAUUGAAACUAUCAAUAUUAAAAGGCGAACAAAACGAGGGAAACUGUCGCUUGUCAUCACAAGUCUCCUGGUCAUCUUCGGCUUAGUGCGUGGAUUAUUUUUGUUUAUCAAUCCAUACGAGACUAAACAAUGCAACUUACUUCCGAAGUGCCCGAUAAUAGUGAGUCGGAUUUUGUUCGGAAUCGCGCUGCCGUGCAUUACGGCGUCGUUUUCACUGGUUCAUUACGCUUUCCUUCAAGUGAUCAAGCUUAAGCUUUACCCAGAAAGACUUCAGAGUGGAAAAUUCCUCACUGGCGUCAUUGUGUUCCAUUUCAGCCUCUCUAUCUUCGCUGAGACAAUGGUUUCUCUUUUCGCAGACUGGAAAACUCUCGGCAUACUUUGCCAAUCAUUCUACAUCGUGUUCUACUUCUGUCUGUCCAUUAGCUUCAUAUACAGUGGUGGGAAGAUUGUCAAGUCCGUUCAAAAGAACCAUGCCCACGUGAUCCGUCUUGGUGUAACAAGCGUACGCACAGGCGCCGAUGGGAAGGUAGAAGCCUAUCGGCCAAACGUAUCAAAACUCGUCAAGAUCACUUACAUCACGGUUUUCUUGGGAUUUGCCAGCUGUGCACUACAGCUCUACUCGAUCAUAGGCGUCAACAACAUGUACUUGGACAGAGAUAAGCCCCCAAAGCCCUGGCCUUGGUUGAUAUUUCAAACGUUAUAUCGCGCAGUGGAAUUCGCCGCAGCUUGUACUUUGGCUUAUGUGGGCCCGAGACAAGUCGGCCCUAAACGUUUUCAGUUCAUACGCUGUCCUUUUUCCACCUGCUAUAAAGAGAAUCAGAAGGCGCCAACUGGCUCCAACGAUAGCAAUGAAAGGUUUUCAACUCAUCUUGUGAGCGGAGAUGGCUCUUUACCGAGGAAGUUACAAACUGUAUAAAAUUUUAUGAUGGGCGUCAAAGUAAUCGGGAUUUGCAGGCCACACUGCGGCUUUUACGUUUUACUUUUACCUGUGGUAGCACUGGAUCCCAUGUGAUAUUUUGCUCUGAUCAAAUUUUUGUGAUUUCAAUAGGGAAUGCUCCCUCAAAAUAGAAUUGUAAAUAAAACUGUGGCGGAAAAGAGACAAAAUACUUGAAAGGGUCACAUUGACAGAUAACAUACGAGAAUAUACAUUUAGAUUGAUGAGAGAUAAAAAUAUUUGAAGAGAAUUUUAUAACUAUUAGAACAUGACAAUGAAAAAAUUUAGUCUAUAGUUAAAUUAGAUUGACACAGUCUGGAGUAACC